CGGACCUCGCGGCGAACCGGCCGCCUCGUGAGUGAAUAUGUGUUUGUGAUAGCAGUGCAGGAAAUAUGAGGCUGUCACUGCAAUUGGGGGUGGUUCUGCUGGCGGUGUACCACACCUGCCGGGCGGAGCGCGCGCCCCGCGCCAUUCAGGGCUACUCCAAUAGAAACUAUGCGGUCCUCGGGGACCCCAUCCAGACCCCGCUCAACGAAGACGGCUACUUCUACCCGCGGCCCGAGAUUCCGUUCCCGCCGCCGCCGCCUGUGAUACCUCCAAAGCCGUCGCAGCCGCCGCCGCCGCCGCCCCCAGUCAUCAUACCUCAAAGGCCGACGCCGCCGCCGCCACCUCCUCCUACUAUAGGCUACGUGUACAACCCUCCCACUACGAGGGCACCUACCUAUAGUACGUUAUUAAAUAGCUACCCCUCUACUGGCUAUGUCUACAACACGCCUAAAAUACCUUUCACUUUUCCCACAACCACCACCCCUAGGCCCACUCCUCCCCCAACCAUCCGCUACACAACAGGGUCUACCAUAAGACCAGUCACAAGAACGACCCCUGGAUACACCUAUACUACCCCGAGGGUGACUUUCACGUAUCCCACGACCACCACGCCGAGACCGACCCCUCCUCCGACUAUCAGAUACACCACAGGUUCUACGUACGCCCCAGUAACAAGAACCACUCCUGCAUCAACCGGAUACACUUACACCACUCCGAGAAUACCUUUCACUUACCCGACUACGCCCAGACCGACUCCGCCACCGACCAUCAGAUAUACAACUGGAUCCACAAUCAGGCCAGUCACCAGGACUACGCCUAGACCCACCACUGGAUAUACGUAUCCUACUCCGAAAAUCACUUUCACAUACCCGACACAACCACCUACUAUUAGAUACACGACCGGUUCGACUUUAAGACCAGUAACUCGAACUACACCUAGGCCGACCCCGCCACCGACCACCGGAUACACUUACCCCACUCCUAGAGUAACUUUCACGUAUCCAACGACAAGGCCCACGCCGCCCCCUACGAUCAGAUACACAACAGGUUCCACGAUCAGGCCUGUAACUAGAACCACACCGAGACCUACUCCACCUCCGACAACUGGCUAUACUUACCCAACUCCUCGGGUAACAUUCACUUACCCAACAACUACUAGGCCGCCACCAACGACUCCCAGACCCACUCCUUACACCUACCCCACACCAGGAGUAACGUAUUUGCCGGUAACGACACCUAGGCCUACUCCGCCGACAACUCGGUACACUUACCCCACUCCUAGGAUCACCUUCACGACGCCCAGGCCUACCCCUCCCCCUACCAUCAGGUACACUACAGGAUCGACGUACAGACCAGUCACUCGAACGACUCCAGCGCCGACCGGCUACACCUACCCUACUCCUAGGGUAACUUUCACGUUACCAACGAUUAGGGUCACUACGCCUCGGCCGACGCCACCACCCACGCAGCCUAACACUUACUUACCUCCCACAAGAGCUACUCCCCCACCAUACACCCCACCGAGGAUUACCACCCCCAGGCCGACUCCUCCACCAUACACCCCACCGAGGGUCACCACCCCCAGGCCGACUCCCCCUCCGACUUACUUACCGCCCGUGACAACCACAACACGACGACCACCUCCUCCACCACCCCCGAGAACUAACCCCACUUAUUUGCCGCCGACAACCAGAUACAUUUACACCACCCCUAGAACCACUUUUACAUAUCCCACAUACAAGAUAACUACCCCCAGACCUACUCCUCCCCCGACGCAACCAAACACAUACUUGCCACCGACCAAGGCUACUCCUCGCCCGUACGUUCCACCUCGAACUACCCCAAGACCCACCCCUCCGCCCACACAACCCAACACGUACCUCCCUCCUACUACCAGGGUGACAUUCCCGCCUUAUGUGCCCCCCCGGACAACUUUCCCACCCUAUGUUCCUCCGCGAACAACCUUCCCACCGUACGUGCCUCCCAGAACAACUCCUAGGCCGACUCCACCCCCAACCCAACCUAACACCUAUCUUCCUCCGACUACCAGAGUAACAUUCCCACCAUAUGUACCCCCCAGAACGUUCCCUCCUUACGUCCCCCCACGAACUACUCCCAGACCAACCCCUCCCCCGACUCAGCCCAACACCUACCUGCCCCCGACUACCAGACCUACACUGCCACCUUACGUUCCCCCGCGAACUACUCCGAGACCUACCCCUCCUCCCACUCAACCUAACACUUACCUCCCACCCACUACACGUACUACCCCAAGACCAACUACGACUACUACUCGACGAACUCCCCCUCCCACUCUCAGAACACCCCCGCCCACUAUUAGAACACCGCCACCAACUUACCUCCCCCCAUCGACGACCCCGAGGCCGACACCUCCCCCCACGACAGGCUACACAUACCCCGUGCCAAGGGUAACCUUCACCCUGCCAACAUACCGCACCACACCCCCUCCUCCCCCUACCACGCCCAGAAGAACACCCCCUCCCACUACCAGACCCCCACCCACCUACCUACCUCCCACCACAACCCCCCGCCCCGUGAUAAGAACGAACCCCCCAACCACCAGACCCCCCUUCAUCCCAGACCAAGGUUACUUCUACGACAAACCUCUAGUACCUUUCGCCUUCUAAUUUAGAAAUAAUUAUUCUAAGUUGCCAUAAUUGUGAUACCAAACUGUACUUAAUAAGUACACAAGUCGCAGGUUUAUAUUUUAAGUUUGUUUUAACUUUAUGUAUGAUAUCAUAACUAUAUACAUAUGUAUAGGAGUAUUCGAGGUUACCGUGAUUCUAGUGAUUUAAUAAUGUUUAAUGCGAAAAUACUCAAAAAUGUUACGAAAACGACACUGCCUUAACUAAUGUUAUUUGUAUAAAAUAUAAAUAAAAUGUUUACUUUUUGAUAAAAAAAAUAUUCUGAAUUUU
This is a messenger RNA of Amyelois transitella, 2936 nucleotides long. Its product is annotated as mucin-2. NCBI's taxonomy places the organism in Eukaryota, Metazoa, Arthropoda, Insecta, Lepidoptera, Pyralidae. The coding region runs from base 66 to 2648 and encodes 860 amino acids. The record is from RefSeq and is a predicted model, not a curated record. The transcript has 2 exons.